GCUAUUCAAAUCAAUAUACGGCAAAAGAACCAUCUAUAAUUCAGUUGCUUUCCCCUGUUCAACAGUCAAACAAUUAAACAGCGAAUACAAUGGAAUUUCUCUCUAAGAUCACCAAGGACGGCUCCAACGAGACUACAGCGGGUGUUCUCGGCCAUAAAAAUAUAUAUGCUGGCAACAAAAACGAGGCGAUUCAGAUCGGGAGAAACCACAAUAACUACCAUAAGGGUGACCGUAAUAGGACUAUUCAGCAAGGAUCGGCUCAUCAUAACAUAGUCGAUUCCGGAGACAGCAAUGGGAUAGCUCAGUUUGGCGACGAAAACCACAAUUUUACGAAUGGCGACAGAAACCGUACGGGCCAGAUUGGCACCGGGCUUGAGAAUAAUAUCAAUAAGCGAACCAAUAAAAGAGCUGAGGAAAAGAAGUACGGCGAAACUACGAUUCAGCCUAACGAUAAGGCGCGAGAAGACGUCGAGUCACAGCAGGGUGGCCUCCAGGGAUGGCUGGGGAAAUUCAGAAUGGAUUGGCCGGGGGCAGAAGAAUGGACCUGGGGACGAAUGUGGGCAUGGAUAAACGAGACCAGUUGA
Molecule: messenger RNA, 584 nt
Organism: Daldinia caldariorum
Lineage: Eukaryota; Fungi; Ascomycota; Sordariomycetes; Xylariales; Hypoxylaceae
Exons: 1
Coding region: 90-584 (164 amino acids)
Source: RefSeq, a predicted model, not a curated record